Messenger RNA from Fonsecaea pedrosoi CBS 271.37, 375 nucleotides. RefSeq lists its product as uncharacterized. Bases 1 to 375 code for a protein of 124 amino acids. The transcript has 2 exons. Lineage: Eukaryota; Fungi; Ascomycota; Eurotiomycetes; Chaetothyriales; Herpotrichiellaceae. The record is from RefSeq and is a predicted model, not a curated record.
AUGCAAUCAGGCAACGUCGUCGACUCAACAGCUACAGCAGUACGCCGUCCCUCUUGGAUCGCCGACACACACUUGCCGGCUGCGGCCACAGGCCACGGAGGAUUCAAUGCAGGUCGCCGUUUCUCCACGGGAAUCGGCGGGUCAGGAAACAUGUCUGUGGCAAGCGGCGCCGCAAACAAAUAUACCAACACCGAAUUCGAAGAUCAAGAAGCACGCUCGAAUAAUGAAAACAUGCGACGGCUGAGUAUCGCGAGUAUGAGCCAGCGGAGAGAGAGCCUGGGAAGUGUCAUGGGAUCAGGUGGGGGGUCCAGUCGGAGGGCAAGCAUAGCCUCAAUGAAGGAUUACCUGAUGAGGAGGAGGGCGAGCAAGGCUUGA